Molecule: messenger RNA, 1732 nt
Organism: Capsicum annuum
Lineage: Eukaryota; Viridiplantae; Streptophyta; Magnoliopsida; Solanales; Solanaceae
Product: protein BIG GRAIN 1-like E
Exons: 1
Coding region: 231-1262 (343 amino acids)
Biological process (GO): auxin-activated signaling pathway
Source: RefSeq, a predicted model, not a curated record
UUCUCCCAAUAAUUUCCAAAGCAAACCCCUCCCUCCCUCCCUCAUGUCCCUUUCUACAAUAACCCUAAAACCCCUCUUGUUUUCUCUUCACAACCACAAAAAUUGAUCUCUCAUUUCAACAUCCUACAUAUUUUUUUCUACUUUAAAUACAUUUAACUCCCCAAAUCUUCAUAAUCUUCAUCUUCAUUUUCCUUUGAUAUACACCUUUUAAUUUUAGUAUACUCAUUAUCAUGUCCAUUACUGGAAUACAUCCUGAGAGUACUACUACUACUACUGAAAAAAUGUCCAAGAAAAUUAUCCAAUGUAGGAAUAAUUCAGGAGAGAUUGAUGUUUUUGAGGCUGCAAAGUAUUUUUCAGCUGCAAAUGAUCAAGAUUAUUAUUCUUGUUACAACAACAACCAUAUUUUGCACAACAACAACAACAAGCAAAAUUUGAGAAGUGGAAGAAUGAGUCUUGACAUGCCUAUGUUGAGAAAUUCUUCAUCUUCAUCACUUGUUGUUCCUUCGCAAACAACAACUUAUCAUCAUCAACAACAUCAUCAUCAUCAACAUCAUCAUAUUAUGGAUCAAAAACCAAAUAUGAUCAAACAAAAAGGUCAAAAGAAGUACAAGCAACCAAGUUCACCAGGAGGAAGACUUGCUAGUUUCUUGAAUUCCCUUUUCAACCAAACAUCAUCCAAGAAAAAGAAAUCAUCAUUAAUAGUAUCACAACAAUCUUUGAAAGAUCAAGAAGAUGAUCAAAGCCCAAGUGGAAGAAGGAAAAGAAGAAGUAGCAUUAGUCACUUUAGCUUUAGAAGCUCAAGUAAUAUUAAUACUACUAAUAGUACUAACAGUACUAGUAGUGAUUCAAAAUCAUCAUCAAAUAGUGGAUUUAGAACUCCACCUCCUUAUACUCCUACUCCAACAAAAUCCUACAAAGAUUUCAAAAACUUUGCAUAUAGUGAUCAUCACAAGAAAACCAACAUCAUCACUGGUGAUUAUUCUUGGUUGGAUGACAAGUUAAAGUUGAGUAGCAAAAACAAUGGAGUUUAUAAUAAGAUCAAUAACACAAACAAUGGAUUGUUAGUAUCAUCAGAGAAGAGCAAGACAUAUAACAAAGUUGUUGAUGUUGAUGAUGAUGGAGAUAGUGAUUCAAGUUCUGAUUUGUUUGAUUUGCCAAAUAUUGACUUGGAUUACUAUUCAUCAAGUGGUUUGCCUGUUUAUGAGACUACACAUAUGGAUAACAUCAAGAGGGGUGCACCAAUUUCAAGUGGAGCAAUUUGAAGGGGAGUCUUGACCUAUGUUGCUCAUACUCGUCAAAAAUGUCAAUGGGUGUGUGUCGGAUUCGUCAAAACUAGUGUAUUUUUGAAGAAUCCGACACGGGUGUGCAACGUCAAAAAUUAAGAGUCCAAUGAAGUUAGGGAUCCAUGUCAUGUAACUAGGAAUGCAUACUACAAUAGUUCAAUGUGGUCUAAUCCAUCUGAACCUCGUGCAUGCAUAGCAAAAGCUUAGUCCACCAAACCCUUUUUAUUUAUUUUGCUUUUGUUAAUUUCCAUCUCCUUCACAAAAUACUCAUAUUGAGUUUUUUUUGAAAAAAUUUUUUGUGGUUGAUGUUUUAGCCAUGAAAAAGAAAGUCUUGAUUUUCUUGUCAGGAUAUGGCCAUAGAUCUGCCUUUUUCUUUUUUUGUGAUUCUUUAGAAGUUUUCGCAAAGCUUUUUACUGUUUGUACAGUUUGAAAUGUCUUCUUUGCCUUGA